AUGUCCGAGCAGUACUGCCAGCUCGGCGGCGGCGCGCGCUACUGGCACACGCGGUGCGUCGAGAGCUCGCGCGCACGGCGGGAGACGACCAUGAUGCUCAUGCACAGCAUGAACCAGCUCGCCUCUACCUUCAUCGGGCGACUGUCGACCGGCACAAUGGCGCCCGACGACCAAGACGCCGACGAUCGGUCGACCUCGAACAACACGUCGGACCUCGACACCGCGGACUGCUUCUCGUCGGCCACGGAGGGCGACUACACGAUACGAAGCGACCGCGGCGGCGGUGGCGGUGGCGGCGGCGGUGGACGCGGGCGCAAGGCCGUGACGGUGUGGGACGAUUCGGACGUGUCCGACGUCGACAUCACCCUGCGCGGCCACAACGUCGUUGGCUCCAUGCGCGGCAGCUCGUCGCCGUCGAGCAAGCGCCGGCCGCCGGUGGUGGUCACGAACGCGAGCUCGUCGCCCUCGCCCUCGCCCUCCCCGUCGCCGUUCGAGACCGUGCGCCGAGGGAUGGCACCCUGGGGCGCGAGCCUGCGUCCACACGGCACCUUCUACCGCAGUCUCUCGUUCGAGCUCGACAGCGCCGGCAACACGAUCCGACCCAAGCCCAAGCGACAGAAGGACAAGGACGCCAAGGAGAAGAGCCGCAAGGACAAGCACCCGCGCUUCAGUCCACACAAGAACAACAACAGCAGCACCAACAACAGCAACGCGGGCGACGGCGGCGAGGGCCGGAUGAUGGCCAUGUCCUCCAGCUCGGCCAUGCUCUCGCCCCGGCGCACCACACAGCUGCAGCAGCUGCAGCAGCACCCGCUGUCGGGGUCCCUGUCGUCCCUGUCGUCGGAUGACGAGACGCCCAAGGACCGACCGCGCAUGAGGAAGAAGACCAAGGGCAGCAGCGACAAAGGUAAUCCCAACGCUCGCUCCAAGUGCGGAACGUGCGCUGAGGUGAUAGCCAAGGACGGCAACUACGUGUUCGUGAACGGCAACAAGCACCAUAUCGACUGCUUCUUCUGUUCAUCAUGUCUUCGGCCGCGCUUCUAUGAGUUGAAGGAUGGAAAGACGGUGUGUGUGGAGUGCUUGCCGCAGUGCGACGGCUGCAAUCUGCCCCUCAUCCCGGUGACGGGCGGCAAGCACGGAAGGCUGCGCACCCACAGCAACGGCAACAGUAACAAUAACGGCGCCAGCUGCGCCGCCGGCCCCACCUCAGCCGGGGACAAUGGCAGCAACAGCGGCCUGGCCAGCAUCCAGCACAACAAGGAAAACAUUAACGUCAACCCGCCGCUAUUUGCCAGCGGCGACGAGUCGAGGGAGAAGACAGGCGGCGGCGGAGGCGGAGGCGGCGGGACGACGAGCGCUGGCCAGGAGGACAAGGAGGACGGCGAGGCGGAGAUGGUCAUCGAACGCGACGGCGUGGUGCAGCGGUUCCACAGGAAGUGCAUCCUGAAGUGCCCCUCCUGCAGGCUGCCCAUUCAGCGGAAGCGUGGCAAGCUCUACAAGAAGCAGGGUAAACCGUGGUGCGCCAAGUGCAUAACGAAGUGCUCGGUGUUCGAGGACAAGGCGCUGGUGGUGGUGAAGCCACAAGCCGGGUCCAAAUCAAGAUCCACGUCUAUUCAGGGCACUCAUCACGGUCCCAAUACGAUCGAGGAGCUGCUGGGCGAGGAGCUGGGCCUGCACUCGUUCAUCGACUUCAUGGUGCACGACUACUCGGUGGAGAACAUCCUGUUCUACCUCGACGUGGAGGCCUUCAAGCGGCUCAAGCGGAAGCAGGACAUCCUCAGCCAGGCCAACAAUAUUUAUAACAAGUACCUCACCACCGAGGCCGAGCUCGAGCUCGCCUCCAUCGACGCCGAGGAGCGCAAGAAGCUCACCUACAUCCUGGCCAACAAGACCGGCAAGGUCAAGAACAACUUCUUCGAAGCCCUCCAGAAGCACAUCUACUCCUUCCUCAAGGAGAAUGCGUUCCCGAGAUAUCUGAAGAGCGACGAGUGCAGGGCGCUGCACAAGGCCAGCGGGGUGCCUCCCAGCUCCCCGGGGUCCAGCUCGGCCUCGUAG
This is a messenger RNA of Acanthamoeba castellanii str. Neff, 2055 nucleotides long. Its product is annotated as regulator of g protein signaling domain containing protein. Lineage: Eukaryota; Discosea; Longamoebia; Acanthamoebidae. The coding region runs from base 1 to 2055 and encodes 684 amino acids. The transcript is spliced from 7 exons. The record is from RefSeq and is a predicted model, not a curated record.